AUCGAUCGACUGUCAGACAUAAUAUUCUUACGGUUCUCUGUGUGCAGACCUGCAUUUUCUCCUUUAAAUCACUCGAAAAUUUACCUAAGGAUCGUUAAUCUGUAAUCACGCAAAAUGACACAAGUUAUAGUGAUAGCAUAUCUAGUCGUAGCCAUUAGUUUAAUUCAGAAUUUCCAAUCUGUUAAUGCAGCCAGAAACAACAAGUAUGUGACCUGUGGUUCGGUUCUGAAACUGCUUAAUAGUGACUACAAGGUGCGGUUACAUUCUCACGAUGUGAAGUAUGGAACUGGUUCCGGACAGCAAUCGGUAACUGCCACUGAGGUGCAAGAGGAUGUAAACAGUCACUGGGCGAUCAAAGCUGCCACCGGGAAGCACUGUGAAAGAGGUGAACCUGUGAAAUGUGGAGACACUAUUCGAUUGCAUCACUUGGCCACGAACAAAAACCUGCAUUCCCAUCACUUCCAGAGUCCACUUUCCGGCAAUCAAGAGAUUUCCGCGUAUGGAGAUGACAACGGAGUUGGCGAUACCGGUGAUCAUUGGAUGGUCGUGUGCUCUGGAGAUUCUUGGCUGCGUGAUUCUAAGGUUAAGCUACGUCACAUAGAUACCGAUGCGUAUCUAUCCAUUUCCGGUCGGACAUUCGGACGGCCAAUCAAUGGCCAGAUGGAGGUGGUCGGUAUAUCCAAUCCAUAUUCGGGUUCGGAUUGGACUGUAGCUGAGGGACUCUUCAUUCAUCCAUCGGAGAAGGAAAGCACUCCGAGACACACGGAACUGUGAGAAAAUGAUCAAAUGGGAGGCUAACGAGAAGCGAGUGAAUGAAUCAUGACAUGUAUUGUGUAUGUGUGAUGUUUGUCGAUUAAAGUAAUAAUCCGAAUAGAAAAUAGAUUUUUCCAACCAUACUUAGGAGAUGAGAA
This is a messenger RNA of Toxorhynchites rutilus septentrionalis, 911 nucleotides long. Its product is annotated as stromal cell-derived factor 2. NCBI's taxonomy places the organism in Eukaryota, Metazoa, Arthropoda, Insecta, Diptera, Culicidae. Bases 115 to 774 code for a protein of 219 amino acids. The transcript is spliced from 4 exons. The record is from RefSeq and is a predicted model, not a curated record.